Molecule: messenger RNA, 2349 nt
Organism: Candidula unifasciata
Lineage: Eukaryota; Metazoa; Mollusca; Gastropoda; Stylommatophora; Geomitridae
Source: the annotation of a GenBank genome assembly
AUGAUGACGACCACUAUGCCAAGGAUGACACCCCCAACCAUCAUCACAAUAACUGUGGUAGUUCAACCAGCGGGCUUGGCUGGGGGAGUCGAUGAAUGCCUCGAUCAGACGCGUUGCUUUCGUAUCUACACGGACAGCGAGAAGCUGGAAAACCUUCGACAUAAAAAGGAGCUGAUUCGAUCUCACAGGGCACAAAGGAUCACGAGCACUCGUCGCAGCACCAAGAUAGCACGGACCCUACUCUGCACCAAUGACAAUGACUGGCAGCCUAGAGAGACGCUAGAUCUCAGCAGAUUUCUUCCUCCACAUUAUAUAGCAUCCAAGAAAGUUCGGGAAUUGAUCGAGGACAAACAGAAGAAAUUAUGGCAUACACCACAUUACGAGAAUGAAGUGAAACUGAAACAAUUGUACAUCAAAAUCUGCAAAAAUCUGCCAACAUAUGGGUGCAAACUGUUUCAGGUGAAGGAAAUCCUCAGGGGAAACACUCAGAAGAAGGUUUCACGUCUGCUAGCCAUCUCCAGCGAAAAAAUAAUGUUGCUGGACACAAAAACACAAGUGCCAGCAAAAACCCAACAGCUGAAGGACAUGGAAGAUUGGUUGUCUGGUGCUGGUAAAGCUCAUGACAGUUUGGUUUUGGAAUUCAGAGGCACAAAACCCUGGACACUGGCUAUGCCAUCUGUAGACUGUCUCAAAUCUGUGACGGCAGCGAUUUGGGAGGCUCUAGACAUGGAUGGUCGGUUUCUCAACAAUGGCGCAUUGCAGAGAGAUAGCUUUGAAUUUGAUUACCAAAGGCGACAGUUGACUCCAAGACCUGAGCUAGAGCCACUAAGCAAAUACACUGAUGAGCUGGACACACUCAGAAAGUUGUUGCAUUUUCCAGAAGAAGUGGCAAUGUUGUUAACGGAUGCAGAGCAUCAGCUCUUCACCAGUGUUCCACCUCAGCACUAUGUCAGGCAUGUUACCAUGGAGCUGUCUCGGCCCCUGCUGCAGAAAACCCAGCCAUCAAUAGAGCAGCUUAUUCAAAGGUUUAAUGAGGUCAGUUCAUGGGUUACCCAGCUGAUUGUCACUCAAGCCACACAUGAUGAUAGAAAGGCGGUCCUGUCCUGCAUCCUCAGACUGGCUGUUUACUGUUGUGUACUAGGCAACUUUAACUCUGCUGUAGAAAUACUCUGUGGCUUGAGAUCAGAGAAACUGAAACCUUUCUGGCUGUCCAUUGAGGAUGAAGAUCUUUCAACAUUACAUUCCUUGUCAGACAUGUUACUUUCUCGAGAUUUAUCACCAAAAUAUCGAGAGGCCAUCAACCGUGCACUGGAUAUCCCAGAAUGUAAAGUUGUUCCAUUUUUUGGUAGUUUUCUUCGAGAGCUGAAAAGUAUUUUUGUCGGGGUGCCAAGCAUCAUUGUUCUGCCUUCAGAAGAGAACCAGUCUUUGGAGUUUGUAUCAGACUUCAAUGGGGAGGAUCGUUUCAUGACCCGCAUUGGUGUUGGAGGCCUGGUGAACCUUGACAAGCUGCGGCAGGCACAUAUUGUACUCAACGACAUUCACCUGUUCCAGUACCAUGGCAAGCUCAUGUCUGGAUCUGCAAGCAACUUGGAUGAAGGCGCCAGCACAACCAGCCAGGAUACGGAGUCUACUUGUUAUGAAAGUGAUAGCGAUUAUGACCUAGACCUGGACAGCUAUCAGCCUGUUCGACCUCUGGCCAGCGAGCACGAUGUCAUGCUCAUCACACCGAGGAUUCUGGAUCUGAGCCUACAUACUCUGCAGAUUCUCAAUCAUGGAACAACGCUGAUCCAGUGGGAUGAAGAUGGAGGUCGAUCUUCUCUGUGUGUACUUCGUCUGGAGGCAGAUAACGCCACCCUCACAUGGUGCCGACCUGGCUGGAGUGCUCUGCGUGGAGUUACCUCUCCACCCGACUUUACUAUGCAUGCUGAUCAGUCCCAUGCGUCUUUAAGAAUUCUUUACGCCCGCUAUUCCAGUGGCAGUGAGGACAAUUAUAGCUCUCUAGAAGAAGGAUAUUUGGAUGUAAUGCACAUUAAAGAAGUUUACCUGGGUGAUGAAUCAGUGGACUUGUCUUCCAUAGCCAAAAGACACGGACUUGAACUAAGUGACGCGGAACACAAAUGUAUCACAGUGGUCCAUGGAAGCUGUAUGUCGACUAACCACAAGCUUUGGUUCAUUGGCCCUAAGGGCGUAACAAUGGCUUGGUACCAGGGUUUAUGCAAGCUUCGAGUGGCAGCAGUGAAACUGAAGAAUCAAAUGGAUAAACGAGUCCAGUGGUUGAAACAACAGUAUCUUCAGUUGUACUAUGAAGGGGAAAAAUGUCAAGGACCAACACCUGCCGAGGCUAUUAAG